Molecule: messenger RNA, 3839 nt
Organism: Peromyscus leucopus (white-footed mouse)
Lineage: Eukaryota; Metazoa; Chordata; Mammalia; Rodentia; Cricetidae
Gene: Znf507
Product: zinc finger protein 507
Exons: 8
Coding region: 797-3643 (948 amino acids)
Biological process (GO): regulation of gene expression
Cellular component (GO): nucleus
Source: RefSeq, a predicted model, not a curated record
CUCACGUGAUCCGUCUCGGCGCCGCCAUCUUGGAGCCACGGCUGAGGAGGGGCAAAGCGGGGGGAAAAGAGAGGGAAAAGAGUCAGGAACGAGGCGGGCGAGGACGAGGGCGAGGGCACGGCGGGGUCCCGGCCGGCCAAAGGAGGCUCGCAGAAGCAGCAGCCCGCCGCCCGACCGCAGCUGGAUUGUGACGAUUGAUCCAGAAGACUGCAUUAAUUUCAGGAAUUGAUUGGAGAGACACUGUCUCUGCCACUAACAGCCAUGUAACCUUCGGUCCAAGGGUGGUCUUCAGAUCCCUCGUGUUCCCUGCUGUGAGAGGAGUCAAUGGGGUUGUAUGCUGACUCUUUUUCUUUUCAUCUCUCAGUCUAAUGAGGUUGAGUUCACUUGACAUAUAUAAUGUACAGAUAGAUACCUACAUAUCUACGUGUACCGUGUAUAUAAUACAUAUGGACUGCGUGAAUGAGCUAAGAAAAAUACUGUGAAAAGUGAAGAGUUGGUUUUAGUGACCUCCUCUCCUGUGUACUUCUAUUCUGUGACCUUUUAUUUAACAGACUUUUCUUUUAAUGAGUUUGUGCUUGCUUGUUGGUUUUGCCUGCAGACCUAAAUUGUUUUUUUCAGGUGUUUCUUGAUGCGUUUUAUGUUGUCAUAUCAGUUUGAUAGCUGCUUUACUGUACUUAUCCCCAAAUGUAUGCAGCCUCUAAAAUGAGAUACUUACAUAAACGUUCCAGGGAAAUUGGAGCAUCUGCCGCAAGUUGCCAUUAGCUCUUAAUGCCUGAGCACACACAGCUUUGAAAAUAUGGAAGAAAGAAACAGCAUUGCCAUGUUGGUGCCAGAGAUUGGAGAACAGGAGGCUGUGUUAACUGCUGAAGGAGUCCUCAGUCCUGCCUCGGAAGUUGACGAACAAAGAAAAGCCAAAGCAGAUCCAUUGGUCCAUGUCAUCCAGAAGUUAAGCAAGAUAGUAGGGCAUGACAAGUCACAAAAAUGUCUUCUGAUUGGAAAAAAGCGCCCACGUGCAAGUGUGAUGCCACAUUCUCUUGAAACCCUAGAGCACUGUGAGAUUCCAGCUAAAGUAGCCGAGUCCCCUGCUGCUGAGAUUAGGAAAUCCGAGAUGUCACAAGCAAAUCCCACUCCAGACUGUCCUGCCUCUACUGAUGGGAAGGCUAUGUCCUACCAGUGUAGCCUUUGUAAGUUCCUGUCGUCGUCCUUCUCGGUGUUGAAAGAGCACAUCAAGCAGCACGGGCAGCAGAACGACGUGAUGCUAAUGUGCUCAGAGUGCCACAUCACCUCCAGAAGCCAGGAGGAGCUCGAAGCUCAUGUGGUAAAUGAGCACGAAAACAGUGCCGGCAGCCCCGCCCAGCUCAGCUCCUCCUGCCAGGGAGCCACAGAAAGAAAGGAGGAGACCAUGGUGGACAGGCCAGUGAGCGUGGGCAGUCCACAGACCCAUGCUGUCCAAAGUGCAGCCGUGGCAGAGGUGGGCAGGAGGAAGUGGUAUGCAUACGAGCAGUAUGGCAUGUACCGGUGCUUGUUCUGUAGCUACACCUGUGGCCAGCAGCGGAUGCUGAAGACACACGCUUGGAAACAUGCAGGGGAAGUUAACUGCUCCUACCCAAUCUUUGAGAAUGAAAAUGAGCCCCUGGGUCUUCUUGCUUCUUCAGUGUCUGCUGCACCUGGUGGAGUUGAUGCAGUCGUCAUUGCUAUUGGGGACAGUGAACUGAGCAUCCACAAUGGGCCAUCUGUACAAGUACAGAUUUGCAGCUCUGAGCCGCUGUCCUCUUCAUCUCCUUUAGAAGAGAGCACAGAGGAGGGAGUACACCUAAGCCAGUCAGUCACCCUGGACUCUAACGAGGAGGAAAUGCUAGAGGUGAUGUCUGACUCCGAGGAGAAUCUGUUUGCUGAUAGUUUGCUCUCAUCAGCACAGAAAAUCAUUAGCAGCAGCCCAAACAAAAAAGGUCAUGUGAAUGUCAUUGUGGAACGUUUGCCAAGUGCAGAAGAAACCCUCCCCCCAAAACAUUUCCUCAUGAAUGCUGAGAUGGAAGAAGGGAAGAGCCUUAGCCCUGCCAAUGCCCAGACUGGGUGUGGAGGAGCAGGAGACAUCUACCAUGCUGACAAAUGUACUGUUGAUAUUGGGGGGUUGAUCAUUGGCUGGAGCAGUGCAGAGAAGAAAGACAGUGAGCUAAGUAAGGGCCUGGCUACUGAUGAGAAUGCCCCGCCAGGACGGAGAAGGACCAAUUCUGAGUCUCUCAGGCUGCACUCCUUAGCUGCAGAAGCCCUUGUCACCAUGCCGAUAAGAGCUGCUGAACUAACGAGAGCCAGCCUUGGGCACAUAAACUAUGGGGACAUAAACCUUUUAGAUCCGGACACUGGACAAAGGCAGGUCAGUGGUCCAUUGGCAGCAUACUCAAAAAAAAUCAUGUCUCCUCUUAAGAACUCUUCAGAUGGAGUGGCAAAUUUUAACCAAAGCAGUUCCACUGUGGUAGCACUCCCAGAGGGAAGGCAGGAAUUGUCAGAUGGGCAAGUUAAGACAGGCAUCAGCAUGUCCCUUCUUACUGUAAUAGAAAAGCUGAGAGAAAGGACAGACCAGAAUGCAUCAGAUGACGACAUUUUGAAAGAGUUGCAGGACAAUGCCCAGUGUCAGCCCAACAGUGAUGGGAGUUUGUUAGGGUCCAACGUGGUGGAAUACAUCCCAGAUGCUGAGCGGCCCUACCGCUGCCGCCUGUGCCACUACUCAAGUGGCAACAGGGGCUACAUCAAGCAGCACCUGCGUGUCCAUCGGCAGAGGCAGCCUUACCAGUGUCCUAUCUGUGAGCACAUAGCUGAGGACAGCAAAGACUUGGAAAGCCACAUGAUCAACCACUGUAAAACCAGAAUCCACCAGUGUAAGCAGUGCAAAGAGUCUUUCCAUUACAAGAGCCAACUGAGAAACCAUGAGAGAGAACAGCACUGUCUGCCCAACACCUUGUCAGUAGCUUCAAAUGAGCCAAGAAUUUCCCGUGAUGCCGCUGAUGGAAAGUGUAUUCAGGAAGGGAACAAGUCUUCAACCCAGAAGCAGUAUAGGUGCGAUGUGUGCGAUUACACAAGUACAACAUAUGUUGGUGUCAGAAACCACAGACGAAUCCAUAACUCAGAUAAACCAUAUAGGUGCUCCUUGUGUGGGUACGUGUGCAGCCACCCCCCUUCCUUGAAGUCACACAUGUGGAAGCACGCGAGUGACCAGAACUACAACUAUGAGCAAGUUAACAAGGCCAUCAAUGAUGCAAUCUCACAAAGCAGCAGAGUAAAUCUGGGCAAAUCCCCUGGGAACACGUUCCUAACCAGCAGUGGAGAGAGAGCUGACCCUACCACAGGCAGUCCAGAAGACUUGGUGUCGUCCUCAGAGCUGACUUCCCAGCUGCCCAGUGAAGUCCUAGAUGCCAGCGAGCUUGAGAAACUGAACCCCACAGGCAGCAACUCUGACAUCUCAGGAAGGAGCUGCAGCUUGGCUGCACCAGGCACUGAGUACUGCGUGCUGCUCUUCUGCUGCUGCAUCUGUGGCUUCGAGUCGACCAGCAAGGAAAGCCUCCUGGAUCACAUGAAAGAACAUGAAGGGGAGAUUGUCAGCAUCAUCCUGAACAAGGACCACAGCACAGCCCUGAACACCAACUAGCUGGGAGCAUGUGGGAGGGACCCUCCAAACUGCAGGUCAACCUUAGUGCCAUCACUAGCUCACUAGACACAGGGAAGCAGGUGUUGUGACUGGUAUUUGAGUGCUUGAGUGGGGAUAUAGAGCUGUGACCCUGUGUGAGCCUCUGUCAGCCCUUCUUAGUGUCAAGUGUUGAUUAUUAAAAGCUUACCAUGGCUCA